AUGUGGUACGUCAGCACCCGGGGAAUGGCCCCUCGGGUGGACUUUGAGGGGGUCCUCUUCUCUGGCUAUGCAUCCGAUGGGGGCCUCUUCAUUCCUGAGGAGCUCCCACAGCUGGGCAGAGAGACUCUGCAUAAGUGGAGCACGCUCUCCUACCCUGGCCUGGUGAAGGAGCUGUGCGCCCUCUUCAUUGGCCCUGAGCUCAUUGCGAGAGAUGACCUACAUGGAACUUCUGGGGACACAGGGAGUGCUGCCAUUGAGAGUGUCCAAGAGGCAAAGAACGUGGACAUCAUUGUUUUGCUGCUGAAGGGUCACUGCUCAAAGAUCCAGGAGCUCCAGAUGACACCAGUGCUGAAGGAGAAUGUCCACGUGUUUGAAGUGGAGGGAAACAGCGAUGAGCUUGAUGAGCCGAUCAAGGCUGUGUUUGCCGAUGUGGAUUUUGUCAAGGAGCACAGUUUGAUGAGCCUUAACUCAAUCAACUGGUCCCGCGUCCUUGUGCAGACGGCCCACCACUUCUUUGCCUACUUCCGGUGUGCACCAUCCAUGGACACGGAUCCCCUGCCCCCUGUGGAGGUGGUUGUACCAACUGGGGCUGCCGGUAACCUUGCAGCUGGGUGCAUUGCUCAGAAGAUGGGCCUGCCCAUCCACCUGGUCGCCACCGUGAACCACAAUGACAUCAUCCACAGGACCAUCCAGCAGGGGGACUUCUCUCUGUCCAAGGCCGUCAAACCAACUUUGGCAUCAGCUAUGGACAUCCAGGUGCCCUACAACAUGGAGAGGAUCUUCUGGCUGCUCUCCGGCUCUGACAGCCAGGUGACAAGGGCCCUCAUGGAGCACUUUGAAAGAACCCAAACUCUGAGUCUGCCCAGGGAACUGCACAGCAAG
This is a messenger RNA of Trichechus manatus latirostris (Florida manatee), 882 nucleotides long. RefSeq names its product threonine synthase like 2 (gene THNSL2). The annotation marks the transcript as partial. Gene Ontology annotation, molecular function: pyridoxal phosphate binding. Gene Ontology annotation, biological process: dephosphorylation; 2-oxobutyrate biosynthetic process. NCBI's taxonomy places the organism in Eukaryota, Metazoa, Chordata, Mammalia, Sirenia, Trichechidae. The record is from RefSeq and is a predicted model, not a curated record. The transcript is spliced from 5 exons.